AUGGGCGCCUUCCUCUGCCCCCGCUGCCGCUUGGCGUUCAGAUCCCGACCGCUGCUGCGGGUGCACCUGGAGAAGCUGUGCCUCGGGCCCACGGCACCCAGCAGCUCCUGCCUCCAUGGGGGAGACCCUCUGCCGGUGGAGGGAGCACAGGAUUCGGCAAGGAAACCACAGGACGUCUCGCCCUACAGCUCCCCAGGACUGCGGGUCCAGCUCCCCCUUCCCGGUGAAACCCGUGUGCCGCAGGGAGAGCCCCCCCGGCAGCCGCUCCCACUGCAGAGGCAGCAGCAGCCGCCGCAGGAGCUGCUGGAAGCCCACGAACGCCAGGUGGCCGAGAUCCGGGCCAGGACCCAGCAGCUGGAGCGGCAGAGAGAGGGGCUGUGCCGGCGGCUGGCGACGCUGGGGACCGGGGCACCUCCGGGCCCCGAUCCCGAGCAGGGGGAGCCCGAGCUGAGCCAAGGCCCGCGAGACCAGGCCGGACAGGUCCGAAUAGCACAGCACAGGGCCAGCCUCCGCCUCGACACACUCCUGCCGCCCGCGGGGCCGCUCACGGCCGAGGCCAGGGCGCUGCAACUGUCCUACCUGAGCUCCGGGGGACACGACCCGGCCAUCCUGGACCAGCUUCUCCACCUCCAGCUGGAGGCCACGGUGCUGGAGAAAGGAGCCACGGGGCUGCGCAGGGGCGGGCGGAUGGGUAAGCGCCAACACCAGGCCCAGGCCCGUCCCCCCACAGGGACCGGGGCCCCACAGCCGGCACCUGAGGCACCCCCGGCUGUGCCUGCAGAGCCUCCCAGCACUGGCACACACGGUCUGGAUGCGGCACUGCUGGCUGUGGAGCUGGAGAACCGGCGUCUGGAAGAUGAACUGUUGGCACUGAAGGUCAGGAGGGAGAGGAGAGCAGAUGCUGGCUCACGGGCAGCCCAGCAGCACACGGAGGAACUGGCCCGGCUUCAGGCAGAGGUGGGAAUGCUGCGAUGCUGUGCAGAGCAGGCAAGACCAUGGCCACACACCCCUGUCUUCCCUCACUCUACAGCCCCACCACUGCCACCAGCCCUGGCCAUGCCAGAACUUUUCAUGGAGCCCCCCGGGCCAGCACUGAGGCCUGGCAGACCCACAACUCAUGUGGCCCCUGGAUUCCCCUUCACGCCCUUUGUGGCGCUGGAGGACCCUCCCCCUGCUCAAGAACCCCCAGCACAAAACAGGGCUCCCAGAAGGUGAGCCAGGAAUAGGCCAUGGCCCCACUGGACAGCCCUGCCACCUCCUCCACCAUCCUCAGUGGCAAAAUGGGGCUUCAGUAAGUACUAGGGUGAUGAAGGGAUGGCAAAAUCUGUGUUUGAGCUGCAGAGAUGGGUUUAGGGACCAGCUGUAGGUUGGUAGCAGGAUCCCACAGUGCUAGGGUGGGUGGAAGUAUACAGGAUCACUGCUGAGACCAAAGAGGCUCUGGGCAUUUCAGCAGGAAAAGGACAGGCAAACCCAGUGGCAAACUGAGUUACACAGCUCAACCUCCAGCUCAGGACAGAGCCCACAGCCAGAAGAGUGGUAAACACUCCUGCUCACAAUGGUGGACUGGGGACAGGCAGAGGACAGAGGGGCACAACAAAUUCCCUGCCCUCAGGCACAUCCCUACAUGCAGCCCUCUGUAGGGAAAGCCUAGCCCAGGGCCUACACAGCUCAGCUCUGCGAGCCAGCAAAAGCCACAGACAGCUUUCCAAAGUGUCAGAGAACCUGUGCUACAUGUUCAAUAAAAGGCUUCAGUUCAUUGCUCUUCA
Molecule: messenger RNA, 1766 nt
Organism: Parus major (Great Tit)
Lineage: Eukaryota; Metazoa; Chordata; Aves; Passeriformes; Paridae
Product: coiled-coil domain-containing protein 17
Exons: 7
Coding region: 1-1215 (404 amino acids)
Source: RefSeq, a predicted model, not a curated record